This is a messenger RNA of Pelobates cultripes (western spadefoot toad), 16794 nucleotides long. The record is from the annotation of a GenBank genome assembly. NCBI's taxonomy places the organism in Eukaryota, Metazoa, Chordata, Amphibia, Anura, Pelobatidae.
CUAUUGGCUGCCUAGUGUAAGCGCGUUGGUGAUUGGCCUAUUGUUGAGAGUGGUUCUCGCUGAUUGGCUAGUGAGUGUGGCGUUGUCAUGGCGGCUCUCCGCGGUGUGUCUCGGCUUGUGGUUGCUGUCAGUAAGGCUCCAGUAAGAUGGGCUCCCCGGGCGGCGUGCCGGGUCUACUCAGUCAGUCACCUCAGUGUGCCGGAGCGGAUAGAGAAAAAACGGAGAGAAGCGCUGCUGGGCGGAGGAGAACAGCGGAUAGAGGCUCAGCACCGGCGGGUGAGAGCUGGAGAGGGCUGGGGCUUCGUGGGCUUGGCAGUGACAUUGGGAGUAACUGAGAGUAACAGGGGGUAACUGGGAGUACCUGGGGAAACUGGGAGUAACAGGGGGUAACUGGGAGUACCUGGGGAAACUGGGAGUACCUGGAGGUAACUGGGAGUACCUGGAGGUAACUGGGAGUACCUGGGGGUAACUGGGGAAACUGGGAGUAACUGGGGAAACUGGGAGUAACUGGGGAAACUGGGAGUAACUGGGGAAACUGGGAGUAACUGGGGAAACUGGGAGUAACAGGGGGUAACUGGGAGUACCUGGAGGUAACUGGGAGUACCUGGGGGUAACUGGGGAAACUGGGAGUAACUGGGGAAACUGGGAGUAACUGGGGAAACUGGGAGUAACAGGGGGUAACUGGGAGUACCUGGGGGUAACUGGGAGUACCUGGGGAAACUGGGAGUAACUGGGAGUACCUGGGGGUAACUGGGAGUACCUGGGGGUAACUGGGAGUAACAGGGGGUAACUGGGAGUAACAGGGGGUAACUGGGAGUAACAAGGGGUAACUGGGAGUAACAAGGGGUAACUGGGAGUAACAAGGGGUAACUGGGAGUAACAAGGGGUAACUGGGAGUAACAAGGGGUAACUGGGAGUAACAAGGGGUAACUGGGAGUAACUGGGAGGCUUGGUAACAUUGGGGGUCUUGGUGGGAGGCUUGGUGACAUUGGAGGUCUUGGUGGUGAGAGGCUUGGUGAUAUUAGGAGUCUUGGUGGUAAGUGGGAGGCUUGGUGACAUUGGGGGUCUUGGUGGUAACUGGGAAGAUUGGUGACAUUGGGGGUCUUGGUGGUAACUGGGAAGAUUGGUGACAUUGGGGGUCUUGGUGGUAACUGGGAAGAUUGGUGACAUUGGGGGGUCUUGGUGGUAACUGGGAAGAUUGGUGACAUUGGGGGGUCUUGGUGGUAACUGGGAAGAUUGGUGACAUUGGGGGGUCUUGGUAAGUGAGAGGCUUGGUGACAUUGGGGGUCUUGGUAAGUGAGAGUCUUGGUGGUAACUGGGAGGCUUGGUGACAUUUGGGGUCUUGGUGAUAAGUGAGAGGCUUGGUAACAUUGGGGGUCUUGGUAUGCUGGAGGCUUGGUGACAUUGAGGGUAUUGGUGGUAAGUGUAAAGCUUGGUGACUUUGGGGGUCUUGGUGGUAAGUGAGAAGUUUGGUGACAUUGGGGGUCUUGGUGAUAACUGGGAGGUUUGGUGACAUUGGGGGUCUUGGUGGUAAGUGAGAGGCUUGGUGACAUUGGGGGUCUUGGUAACUGGGAAGAUUGGUGACAUUGGGGGUCUUGGUGGUAACUGGGAAGAUUGGUGACAUUGGGGGUCUUGGUGAUGAGAGGCUUGGUGACAUUGGAGGUCUUGGUAACUGGGAAGAUUGGUAACAUUGGGGGUCUUGGUGGUAUGUUGGAGGCUUGGUGAUAUUGGGGGUCUUGGUGAUAACUGUGUGGCUCAGAAGUUUUACAUACUAUCUCCAUGAUACUAAAAUGGUGAUCUAUUCUUGUAUGUUUUACUAAAGGCUUAGAGAGAGAUUGGAAUGCCCCUUGCGUAUAUGCCCUAUCAGAUAUGCUCAAAGUAUUUGACAGAUUAGUCUUUUUACGAAUACUCUUUUAUUAUUCAAAAUACCUUGUUUUCAAUAGCUACUUAAAACAAAGGUAUUCAAUCCAGCAAUAAAUAACCGUAGAGUUUGGGCUUAACCCCUUAACACUGAAGAAAUUGUCCAAGUUGUAAAGCAAAACAAAACUUAAAAUUUACUCUGUUUGUUCAACCGUAAUUAAAAGGACAGGCAUCAGUUUGAGACAACUGUGAAACCAUUGCCUCACUCUGCAAGCUGAAUUUUUAUUUUAUUUUUAAUUUCAUUUGUAUCUGCUUCUUUCUUUUGCUUUCCACACCCACUCCAUGGGUGGCACUGAUUUAACCAAUCUGUGUCCUAUCCCAGGGAAUGUUGGAGACGUACAUUGGGCAUGCCUGAAAUAUUUACACAUGUGCAGUUAGGCAAUUUCUUCACCUUGCAACAUUCUUAGAGGGAGAUCAGUGGGAGGGCUCAGUCAUGUUUAUCUUUCCUGUUGCACAGUGAUGCCUUGUUUGUAUCAUUAGUGAAAUGGUCUGAAACUGAAAAAAAUAUAAAUGUUUAUUAAAUCUUUACUUUGCAUUGAAAUGGUUUAACUCUAAAUGGAGGGACACUGCCAGUGAAAUACAAGCACUGUGACCAAUUGAAUGAGUUGAAAACAGUUCUAGUCCCUAUAGCAGUGAUGGCUAACCUUGACACCAUAAAUUGUAUCUGGACUACAUUUCCCAUGAUGCUCAGCUAGCUUUUAGACUCUAAAAGCUAGCUGAGCAUCAUUAGAAAAGUGGUCCAGAUACAAUUUAUGGUGUCAAGGUUAGCCAUCACUGCCCUAUAGUGUCCCUGUUAAAGGACCACUAUAGGCACCCAGACCACUUCAGCUCUAUGAAGUGGUCUGGGUGCCAGGUCCAUCUAGGGUUAACCCUGACUGCUGCUAUGUUUACGUAUGGGUUAAUCCAGCCUCUAGUGGCUGUCUCAUUGACAGCCGCUAGAUGCACUUCCGCGCUUCUCACUGUGAAAAUCACAUUGAGAAGACGCCAGCGUCCAUAGGAAAGCAUUGAGAAAUGCUUUCCCAUGGACUGACUGCGCGUGCGGCUCUGGCCGCGCAUGCGCAUUCAGCUGAUGACGUCGGAAGGAGGAGGAGAGUACCCAGCGCCGAGGGAGCCCGGUGCUGGAGAAAGGUAAGAUAUUAACCCCUUCCUCCCCAUUCAACCUGGCGGGAGGGGGGCCAUGAGGGUGGGGGGGGACCUAUUAACACUAUAGUACCAGUAUAGUAAUGGCACUAUAGUGGUCCUUUUAAGGUUGUUAGUUUACAUCACUAUUAAAUAAUUAACACUCUGUUACUGAAGUUGGAGGUGAAAGGGCUUGUUUUAAAAAAGUAAAGGUGCAGUGGUUCGUUUAUGUUGGUAGAGGUGAAUGAGCCAUUAAAGUAACAUUUAUUGGUGAAGCAAUAUAACUGAGAAACAUUGCUAUUAGCAUGUACAUUUUUUAAAAAUGUGUUCAUUUUACCAGAGGUGGACUGCAGUACACUUGAUCUCAAUAAGCAUCCUGGACUAGACAAUUUUAGGUAUUACAAAAUCUGACUACAUUUCCUAAUCUUAGAUUUCAUGAGUCUCAAAGAUGUGGCUAGAAUAACAGGUGGAAAUUCUAAAAGUACAAUGAAACUUGUAAAGUCUUGCUAAGUUUGGCAUUACGAAAUUAGUGCACCGUAUGGUGUUCUAGCUGGUUAAGGGAUAGAAACAUGUUUGUAUAAAAUGAUUUUGGUUUUAAUUUAGACAUUAUCUGUAAUUGUUGAUAAUUAAAUUGCUUUAGUUAAAAAUAUUUUACUGCACUGAUAAAACAGCAGGGAAAAGACUAACUAGGCCUUUGUAUCAUGUUGUUAAAAUCGUUAAUGUGUUAUAUAUUACAAAUUAUAAUGUUGCGUAAUUUUAAUCUAAAAUGAUCUGUUUUACCAUAGGGAAAGUUAACUGCUCGUGAGAGGAUAAGUCUGCUGCUGGAUCCUGGAAGCUUUGCAGAAUAUGAUAUGUUUGUGGAGCACAGGUGCGCAGAUUUUGGGAUGCAGGAAGACAAAAACAAGGUGCCAUCUUCUCCUUCCCCUUUUAUCAAACUGGACUAUUAAACUUGCCCUAUUUCACCUAAAUUUUUUUAAAAAUCGUCUGUAUAACCGCAUGAUUGUCUGCAUGCCCAUGCUAUUUCUUCAUGUCUGAAUUAAAUCCAAUGCAAAGCAUGAACAGAGGUUUCACUUUAUCUUGUACUUUAUGACACUGAAUGUGAAGACCUUUGAAAGCCAAUGUAUGGACAGGAUCUAUGCACCAAAACCACUUUAACUUUAACGUAAGGUGUUAAUGCCUACAUAUGAACACAGCAUUCUCUUUUGCUAUUCAUUUCACUAUCAAUAUGGGAUAUAGGUAAUGUGCUGCACCUUCAUGUUCCUUUUUUUUUUUUUUUUUAAGUUAAUUGUUAUAUAGAGUCAGAACUUGCCAAAUAAAAUUAUACUCCAUGCUGGAGUUGACCCACACCCAGCAUUUAGCCAUUUGAAGCUGCACUUCACAUUUUUUUUUUUUUUUUUUAAAUUUCUGUUGCUAAAUAAAUCUACAAGCUACUAUUAAAUUGACACUAUAGUAAUCUAGACCACUCCAUCUUCUUCUUUUUCUAAACAAACUACAGUGUUUAUAUUGCAAGGUUAAGUCCACCGCUAGUGGCUGUUCGAUAGCCACUAGAGGCGCUUCUGCUGCACUGACCAAAUAGGACAAGUUUUGAACACGGUACACAUUUGGUGUUUGCUGUACAUGCGCAUUAGGUGCCUAGUGCUCCUCUACGAGGAGCAUUGGAUUGGACCACACAGAGAAGGCCGUACCUUAUUUAUGACAUGGGAGGCAGAGGGGUGAGCAGCUGUGAGGGAACCUUAGUGCUGGAAAAAGGUAAGUAAGUUUGUUAUAUUUUUCUAUUGCUGGCGGGGGGGCAUUAUAGGAUUAGGAAUACAGAUUUGUAUUCCUAAUGCUAUAGUGAUCCUUUAAAAACCAGUGUUUAAGAGUUUUAAAAUUUAUUUAUAGAAUUAACGCUUUCAUAGGUUGUAAAAGUAGCAAAACAAGGUGAUAACAAUGUUUUCCACUCCAAUAUUUCUACAAUAUUUUUGUUUUUUUUGUUUAAAUAUAAUAUUACACAUUAAUAUUACACAUUACUUUUAGUAACACAAACUUGGUCACAAACGCCUUCGCAUUAUUCUGUUGUACUUCCAUUUGUAUACCAUAGACAGACUUCAAAAAAAUCUGUAAUGUUAGACAACCUGUAGAACUAACUGUGUCUGCAUGUGCAGUUACAGGAAAGUUGCAUCUGAAAACUACUACUGUAACAUUGGAAAUGUUUGCCAAGGUGACUUAUUUUCAUGGACUGAUUUUAGAGUUAUGGUAGCUGCUUGGAGGGAUAGGCUAAGCACCAAUUCAACUUGGGCUUAUUGAAGCAGUUAUGGUGUAUAGAUCAUGCCUCUGCAGUCUCACUUUUCAAUUCUUUGCCAUUUAGGCAUAACGGAAGUGUAAACAUUAGAUUACUCUUUACAGGAAAUGUUUAGGAAGGCUGUGUAAGUCACAUGCAGGGAGGUGUGACUAGAUUUGUAUAAACAAAUUGAUUUAAGUCCUAAAUGGUAGAAAAUUGAGCAGUGAGACUGCAGGGGCAUGUUCUAUACACCAAAACUGCUUCAUUAAGCUCAAGUUGCAUUGGUGCUUAGUGUUCCUUUAAGGGAACACUGUAACAUUAGGAAUACAAUUGUGUUUUCCUAACGAUACAGUGCCCUAAUCCUCCACACCCAGAACGAGUGUUGAAAGUUACCUUCUUGAGAGUUAACUACACCUUCCAAGACCGACUCUGCCUCUUUUGCUCAGAUCAUCGAGAUCGAUGAUCUCAGCCUAUCCAAUGCUUUCCCAUCGGAAUGCACUAGGAGGCUAGUUCACAUAUGCAGAAAAACGCUGGCUGCACCAGUCAGAUGAUCUCUCUGAGACCAUCUGAUUAAAACAGUGGAGCUUUACUUCACUAUUUCGUGAAAACCCCUCUAGUGGUUGUUAUAUAGACAGCCACUAGAGUCAAGUUAACCCUGCAAGUAAAACAUUGCCAUUACUGUAGAACGGCAAUGUUUUCAGCUGCAUGUUUAACACACGGGUACAUGACACCCACACCACUUCAAUAAGAUGGAAGAAGUGGUCUGGGUACCUGUAGUGUUCCUUUAAUGUUUAAAGGAAUGUACCUCUAUAUGAUGAGAAAUGUAAUCUUUCUGUUCUACUAAACUAGUCUUGUUAAACAUUUGGAUAAAGUGUAAUGUUUUUAUAUAUUUAUGAUGAUUCUUUUACCAGUAUCCUGGAGACAGUGUGGUUACAGGGCAAGGCCGGAUCAAUGGAAGACUCGUCUACAUCUUCAGCCAGGUAACUGUGGAUGCGGUGGAGUUUACUCAGUCGCAGAAUAAGAAGCAUUGUGUACAGUUAACGAUGAAGUGUUUUUCAUGUUUGAACAUUCUGGGAUAUAUCUCUUUUUAUUUCUGUAUCUACCUUUAAAUGUGGCUAUUUCAGGUUCUCCUUAAGAGAAUGGAAGUGUAACUUCACAGAGAAGUAGUGAAUUAAUGUAUUUUCUUUAAUUCCUUGCAGGAUUUCACUGUGUUUGGAGGCAGCUUGUCUGGCGCUCAUGCACAAAAAAUAUGCAAGGUAAAUAUCAUAAACAGGGGUUAAUUUAAUAAAGGGAUAAACAAGGGUAGGGUUUUACCAUAUGGGAACCCCUUUGUGAGAAAUAAUGGGUCAGAUCCUCUUCAUUGUGGACAUUUUGCCAAGAAUUUGGUAGUUUACAUUCUCUUCCUGUCAGGUUUAUGGUGUCUAUCUGUGGGAGGAAACAUGCUCCACGUGCUGGAGUUGUGAGGUUUUGGAGUCCAUAAAGUAUACAACAUAUUAAUAUCUAGAGGCAAAUAAACAGUGCUGCCUCCAGUUGGAAUUUAAUUUGCACAUCCUAAAUAAAGUCCUAUAUUGUCUGACUUCACUUGGCUGACGUUUUUAACGGUGUUUUGUAAAUGGGAAACUUUCAUGGUUACACAAAUGUUUAUCAAGCAGGUACCACAUUCUGUUUCUAACAACUCUAAAUCUACCUUUCAGGGCUCACACAUGCUUUUAAAGCAUGGUUGAAUAUGUUCCUAACAUGUCUUUAUUUCCCUAGGUCAUGGACCAGGCUGUUUUGGUGGGAGCCCCUGUAAUUGGACUUAAUGACUCAGGAGGAGCUCGCAUCCAGGAGGGUGUGGAAUCCUUGGCUGGAUAUGCUGAUAUCUUUUUGGUGAGUGGAUAGCAUUUACCCAACACCCUAAUGGGAAUGCCUACAAUCUUAUAGGUAUAGCCAAACAUCAUCAUCAACAAUUUCUCUGGAGAUUACUGUAGUAUAAUAAAUUAAAGGACUUUUUUUUUUUUUUUUUUAAAGUUUAUAUUAUAGUAGUACUGGUUUUCUGUUAGGAUUAUGUGAUUUGCUAAAUCCUUAAUAUAAAUUGAAAAGAAAACAGCAUUUUAUGAAAUUUUAUCAAGUUAUUUAUGUUUUUCUGUACUUUGUUCAGUGGUGAUUCACUGUUCCCUUUUACACUGUACUAUAGAUGAGCGGUUCCAAAAUAUCUUGGCAGUGAGUGGACACAUGUUUUAGGCUGAUGUUCUCACUUGAGAAACUGUGGAACAUGUUAAAUUUUGUUGUAUAAUUACCAAAAUGUAUUUAUUUUUUGAAUUGCCUUCUAUGAGACAUCAUUGAGUUUUCAGAUAUACUCUACACCUCAUAACAGAUCCAGUGCAGCACACCUUUGUGGGUGUGAUCCAUGUUUUUUGUCCUGCCUCCAUUUCAGAAGCCUGCCAUGGCUCCCCCACAUAUGGAACAGCCUGCGUUGAUGAAUGCCGCAGCAAAUAAUACCAGGUGUCAGAACAGCUUUAAGGCACACUAUAGUCACCAGAACAACUACAGCUUAAUGUAUUUGUUCUGGUGAGUAUACUCAUUACCUUCAUACAAGAGGCUACAUACAAGAGGCUCCUGCUGGGUCUAGCAAGCUAUUAACUGAGCAGGAGAUGAGAAAUUCUGAAUUUAACAUAAAGGAAGUGUAAACAUUAGCUGACUCUUUACAGAAAGUGUUUAGGAAGGCUGUGCAAGUCACAUGCAGGGAGGGGUGUCUAGGGUUGUAUAAACAAAGUGAUUUAACGCCUAAAUGGCCAGGAAUUGAGCAGUGAGACUGCAGGGGCAUGAUCUAUACAGCAAAACAGCAUAAUUAAGCUAAAGGUAUUCUGGUGACUAUAGUGUCCCUUUAAGCUGGUCUCAGACUAGGUUAGCUGUGAAAGUUUUUCUUUUUUGUUUGUUUUUCUUCAAAUGCAACCUGAUUCUCCCAUGUUGAAUACUUUAAGAUUACAACAAAACCCUUUCCAAAUGCAAAAUGUCUGUCUUUUCAGAGAAAUGUGGUGAAUUCAGGGGUUGUACCUCAGAUCAGUCUAAUUAUGGGACCGUGUGCUGGUGGUGCUGUUUACUCCCCAGCUCUGACGGAUUUCACAUUUAUGGUGAAGGUAAAUGGGUCUAAUAUACUUAAUUAUUCCUCAUAGCUGUAAUAAAAUGGAAACCGUUCACAAUGCCUACUUUUUAUUUAUUUUUUCUUCUCCUUAAUCCUUUAAAGACACGUGACAUAUUAUGAUUCCCUUUUAUUCCAGAAGUUUGGUCCUUAAGGAGUUAAAUCAAUUUUUUUUGCCCAUUAGACAUUUAUAUGUGCUUUGCACAGAUUCGUUGUAAACCUUAUAGUAUGGGCACAGGUAUUCAAAUAAUUAAACUGGUUUACAUCCACAGGAUACUUCCUAUCUUUUCAUAACUGGUCCAGAUGUGGUGAAAUCGGUUACAAAUGAAGAUGUCACCCAGGAAGAUCUGGGAGGAGCCAAGACUCACACAGCGCUAUCAGGUUACUAAUUAAUUAUGUAUGAAAAGAACAUUAUUUUAUUUGUGUUUAAUAUUUGUUUGGAUAAGCAUAAUGCUUGCCUUAUAUGAAAUUGCUUUGUCUGUUAUGGCAAAGCAUUAAUUACCUUCUGUUGUGACUUAAAGUUCAGAAAGUGGUUAAAGUGCUUCUUCAAUAUUAAAAGAAAUAAAACUGGAAUUGUCUAUACAGUGGAACCUUGGAACUCAAACUUAAUCCGUUCCAGAAGGCUGUUUGAGAACCGAGUUGUUCGAAAACCGAAGCCAAAUUUUCCAUAAGAAUUAAUGUAAAUUAGAUUAAUCCGUUCCAGACCUCCAAAAGUACAGCAUUUUAACACACAUUGUACAGUUUAAUAAUACCUUAAAUGCAUAAAAUAAUACAAAAAAAACUAAUAAACACAAUGUAAAUAAAAUGAAAAUGGAGCUCUGUUCGCUUUGUUUAGUGCUAGGAGGCCGAUGUGUCAUACCAUCGAGGUUAAUGCCUUGUGAUUUUGUUCUAAUACUGAGGCACUUUUUUUUUUUUUUUCUCAAAUAUUUACUUUGAAUACCGAAUUGUUUGAGUAUGGGAGCAUUCCAGAACCGAGGUUCCACUGUAUAUGAUUAUUUAUAGACAUGUGCAAUUUGUUUCAUUCCGAAUGGCAAUUCGGAAACUUCAGAAUGUCUGAAUAGCUGAGUUGCCGAAAUGUCAAAUUUCGGAGUUUAGGGAGUUCUGCACUAAGCAGAUGCAAGAGAACAUAUCCGAAGUCCCGAAUUUCGGAAGUAUCGAACUAUGCCGACGUUCCGAAUUUUGGAAUGCCAAACUGAAUAUUUUGCCCAUGCACAUCCCUAAUUAUUUAUAUCCACAAUUACUAUUUUGUGUCUCCAGUUUGUACAUAACCAUUUUUCUGUUUAGUGAUUUUUUUUUUUAAUUUUUUUUUUCUACCCAAAUAAAGGACAUUAAAUGACUGAAUCAACAUUCUCAUAUUUUGAGAUUACUGCCCAGUUUUACAUAUAUAUGUCCACUGGAUGAAUUAAAUACCUCUUUACUGGUACUGUAGACAAUCUCACAGCCUAGAAGCCAUACACAUACCAUUAUAGGCCAAGUCCAACCUGUGGUUUCUCCAUUUGGACAUGUUUUCAGGGAAUAGAAAAAGCCAUGCUGUUUCAAAGAGGUUGCUGUUCAUUAUAUCCUGUGAAAUUAGUGGUCAUGUUCACAUUUAUUUAUUUUUGCAGGUGUAGCCCACAGAGCAUUUGAGAAUGAUGUUGAUGCACUAUUAAACCUGCGUGAAUUCUUCAACUAUCUUCCACUGAGCAACAAGGACCCAGCUCCAAUCCGGGAGUGCUAUGAUCCACAGUGAGCACCUACGCUGAUGCAUAAUAUUCAGAGUGCUCUCUUCCAUAGAUGAGCAAUGCAGUCCUGUCCCCAACCAAUCUUUCAUGGAGAUUUAUCAAAAUGUCAUUCACACUUUUAUAUCUCAUUUUAACCAGUUAUUUGCACAUUUUAUUUAUUUAUUUCACUCACUGCUUUUUUGCACACUGGCCUUUUUAUUUAUUUAUUAAUUUUUUGAAUAUUUUUUUCAGCAACAGAUUUAUGAAUUUUCCUCGCCACUGUAAAUUUGGCAAUGGAAUUUUUUAGCAAAACAUUCAGAAUUCAUUAAAAAGAAAACACUAUAUUUGGAUCACUUUAAUAAAUAUGAAUUCAACCAUCUCUUUUUAUACCACAUUGUUUAAUAUCCCUCGUAGUGUCUGCAACAAAAAUCUAUCUAAAUCUUUUUUAAUUUAACUAACCUGAUUUAAAUUGAAAACAGGGGAUAUUUGGUAUCGAAAUCUGUCAUUGAUUCUUUUGUUUUCCCUUUUCUCCUCUCUUAGUGACCGCCUGAUACCGGGAUUAGACACAGUGGUUCCUAUGGAGUCCACUAAAGCAUAUGACAUGUUGGAUAUUGUUCACUCGGUAAUGUAAAUUAUCCAUAGCACUCCAAUGCAUUUUUAAUGUGUGUGCCUAAAACACCCCCACAGAUUUAUGCAAAUUCAGAAUCUAGAGUUGCACAUCUCGAGAAGGGCCAUUGGCACAUCGAUUCCAAGAAAUCACAUCUCUCCAAGCCUACCAAACUUUCCAGCUCAACGUGUUUGUCUGUGGUUAUUUGCAGGUCGAGCUGAGAGAAAUGUAAAAACAUGGUUUCUUAGUUACGGUGCCCAAGCCUGACUUUUUCCAGGGUUUUACUUGAGAUGUGUGUCUGUAUAAAAUAUAUAAUAUUUUAUAUAUUAUAAUAAAAUUUAAGGGAAAUUUGUUUUUAUAGUGUCUUCAGAACACCUUGAUGGGUUUUCUUACAAGACACUUUGUGUAUCUUUUCUGUUCCAUAUUUUCAGUUCAGGGUUAGUGGUAGUGUGUUAAGCGGGUGUCAGGAUUAGUAUUUAGUGUAAUGUAGAGGAAUUGAAUGCAUGUCCCAGUGCUGCCUGACAUUAGUGGAAGUUUAAAGUUCUGUGCAGUAGCUAUUCAGUUGCUGUGAUUAAUGUAUGUGUAUGUAUAAUCUUGGGUAAUGAGAAUUAUUUGCUCAUUAUUUAUGACAGCUGUGAUAUAAUCAGGACAGUUGGAGAGUUGUAGGUUUUUCUGAAUAUGGAUUUCGAUAUACAUCUAUUUGUCAUUCUGUUGAAGCACAGAUGGGGAAACCCAGCAGAUUUGGGCAGCAGUUGUUGGCCGUUCUAGUAAAUCAAUUAUUGCUUUUUUAUUUUUUAUCUUUUUUUCUUGCAACAUUACUUAAUGCCAAUGGGUACUAUAAAUUCCUUUCAUUCUCGCUUUUAAAAAUGGUGUACUCUUUUUUUACAAACCAAUAAUUUCAGCAGUAUUAUAGUUCUUAAAGUACUACUCCAAGCUCCAUGAAGUGGUUUUGGUACCUGGAGUGGUCCUUUAAGAGGAAGCUUACAUUGUCUUGAAGUUGCCUCUUUUCAGAGAGUGGCCAUGUUGGUGUGCUAAGCUUUUACUCACUGAGCUGUCAUUAAUUUAUUAUUUGCAAACAAUUGUCUUCACAGAUUGUUGAUGACCGAGAGUUCUUCGAGAUCAUGCCCAAUUAUGCCAAGAAUAUUGUGGUGGGCUUUGCCCGGAUGAAUGGAAGGACAGUUGGUAUAGUAGGAAAUCAACCAAAGGUGGCAUCAGGUACUAUGACAGUGUUUGAAUGUGCCCACCCCUAACUUGAACAAACAUCUAAGGAGACAUCAUUUGAAAAUGUGACUGGCCGACUGCUGAAUUGAUGGAUCAUUUUUAAAAAUGCCUAAUCUUUUUUAACCAUAGUUUUGAUUGUAUCCCUCUUUACAAUACCACUUUGAAAUGUUGGCAUGACUCCAUGAGAGCUAUGCAUGAGGUAGUGGGGACAUGCAGUAAUUGUACAUAAGGAAGCAUUGCGUCCCCUUAGUACAACAGUCAGAGGUAGACUUGUAGUUACAGCAAUCACACCACCCUCCCUCAUAGGCUCACUGUCCACUAUGAUAUUUUAUUAAGGGACAUACAUCACUUUGAGACAGUGAUCUCACCUGUGAAUGAGACACCAGUCUGCAGGCUGAACAAAUAAAAGUAAGCAAUUUUUUUUAAAUUUCUUUUUAUAUUUACCUGCUUAUUCAUUCUUAUGCUUUGCUUUCCACACAAACUCCAGGCGGACACUGACCGAACACAUCAGUGUUCUAUCUUUAGGAAUGCUGGAAAAAAGUGCAUUGGGCAUGCCUGACAGAUUUACAAAUGUGCAGUUAGAAGAUCUCCUCCACUCUUGCACAAUCCUGUCAGGGGGAGAAGAGAUGGAGUUUGGUCCGUGUGAUCAUGCAGACCAGGCUCUGGUGUCUGGUUUAUUUCUCCUCCUGAUUCUAUCAUUAGAUGACUGAUCCGAACUUCCAUAUUUUAUUAUAUACCUGUACUACAUUUAUUACAUACAUAAUAUUUAUGCCAUACUUUUCAAAGUUUUUCUGGCUUUAUUUUCAUUUGUGUGUUUGUGUAAAAGUAUAUACUUGUUUAAAAAUAAAAUACAAACAAAAAAUCCCCCCAAACUGUAAAGUGAUGCAUGUCCCUUUAACCACACACAUUCCUUUACAGCUACUUAUAAAUAGACAUAUGGAACGCUGAAUGAAUAGAAAGAUAUUUUGUUAGUUAUAACUCCCCGUUCUUUUUCCCAAAGGUUGCUUAGAUAUCAAUUCUUCUGUGAAAGGAGCGCGUUUUGUCAGAUUCUGUGAUGCCUUCAACAUACCGCUUAUCACUUUUGUUGAUGUACCCGGGUUUUUACCAGGUAAUGUAGAUCUGUAUAUUAGUUCCCAAACUUCUGAUCACAUUUCUAAAACAAGAAACCAAACAUCCAAGUUUACCCAUUUCAAAGAAGGGUUGCUAUGUCUCAUAUUUACCACAUAAAGUAGCAACUAUGUGUAUUCAUUUUAUGCAUUGCUUUGUAUAUAACAAUCAUUUUUUCUCAUGCUUUACUAUAUAAAAAAAAUGGUGGGUAUGUUUUGCUUGUUUCACUUGUCACUGUUGAGACUCGCACUUACACGUUUCUGUCAAUUAAGCGGAGGAGCCAAAAUCCCUUUGCACAUGAGAAUCAAUUGUCAAAAUUGAAAGUGGGUCUGUUCCCCCUCCCCCUCCCCCUUUCUUUUCUAAUGCCCCCUUUGUAUUCCUAGCACUAUAGCUCCCUCUGCUUUGGUGUCUUCCUAGGAAUAACAGUUUAUCUUUUCUACCUUUGGUGUAUCUCUCAUGGGAUACAAAGUGUGGUUUCUUACAGAGCCUGACUGCAACCUUGUGUGAUCAGUACAUUAAUACUUUGAAUUAUGCUGGUUUUAUUCAUUUUAAAUGCUGCUAUAAAAGAUAACUAUGCAAUGUUUUUCCUUUUUAUUAAAUGUCAAAAUCAAUAUUCAUAUUACCAUUUCUUGGAAUUGGAUAUCCAAGUCCACUUAUUUACUAUAAUUUCCUUUUUGGACUUUAAGUAACCAGUAUUUAUUUAUGUUUGGAAUUAAAUCAUGGUCUUAAUGGUUUUCUAUUUACCUCUCCCCUUCUCUAUGUGCCAGGUACGGCUCAAGAGUAUGGAGGCAUCAUCCGACAUGGAGCAAAGCUGCUAUUUGCCUUUGCUGAGGCCACUGUUCCAAAGAUCACAGUUAUAACCAGAAAGGUAAGUAUGACAUAUAAAAGAAAUUAUGUUGACUGGCACUCAUUUAAAUAUAAUGGUUGUAAGGUGGUAAUAUUUGGUAAUACACUUCUAGAUAAUGCAUUCCUGCUAUAUAUUUAGAUCCAGGUGAGCCAUUGUGUAGUUCUCUAAACAAAAGUAUCUUGAACUGCACCUCCUGUAAUUCUGUUUAAUAUUUCUAGGUAAAAACUUGUGAAAAGAAAUAUGCUCUUAAAAUGGGUCACCGGUCCUUAGAUUUGAUUACUUGGGAGUGUGAGUUCAGCUGUUUACUUUUUAUUCUCUUUCCCCCAAGGCGUACGGAGGAGCCUAUGAUGUCAUGAGCUCUAAGCACUUGAGAGGAGAUGUUAACUAUGCAUGGCCAACAGCUGAAGUGGCAGUCAUGGGUGCCAAGGUAAAUUAUCAUUUUUUUUUUUUUUUUUUCCAUGGCAAACACAACUUCUUAGCACUGAAUUCCAUUUUGGUUUUUCUAACCAUAACUAUGUUCUUUUGUGACAGCUACCCAUGGUGCACUACAUCCAGGAAUCUUUACUUGAUUGAGAUUAAGCCCCAUUACUAUUCCACAGGUUUUGCAGCGCAUACAUCUGCUAAUGUUACAAACCACAUAAAAACAGGUUGAGCUGAAUACUGUGUGCAUUAAGGUCAACAAAAAUAAUUUUAAAGAUCCUGACUUGGAAUCAUCCAGGCUUCAGUUGGUGAUGAGUAUAUUUAACAAAACAUCACCCACUAAAGACUGGACGAUUCUAUGUCAGGAUCUUCAAAAUAAUUAUUUUUAUUGGCCUUAAUGCACAUAGUAUUCGCUGCAACAUGUCUUUUUGUGUUCUGUAUCAUUUUGCUUCUUGUUAGUAAGGUGCUGGGAUAUUUCCUUACAUUCCAAUGUUUACAGCUUACAUUCGACUUUUUUGCGCAUAUCCUAUCUUUUUGUACAUGAUGCAUCUGUUAAUGCCAGAAUCAAGGCACCAUUUAUAUCAAUGCUUUUUCAUUUUGGCUUUGGUUGGCAUUAUGUCGAUUUUGAGUAAAAUUUUAGCAAGUAAAAGGAGAUGUGAGUUACCGCUUUACCCCACAAUAUGACACAGGUACCAGAAGCCAAGUUGCAGUUGCCAUGGUGAUCAGUGUUUUUCAAGUUGUAGUAGUCCACAUGUGCUUUUUGUGUUUUUUUUUUUUUUUUUAAAGCCUUUUGUGGACAAGUAAAUUUCCUUAAGCCAGUCAUAUGAUUAUAGUUCAGUAUUUUGACUUGUACCAUACAUUUCUCUGCUAGGGUGCGGUUCAGAUCAUAUUUCGUGGAAAACAGAACCAGGCGGAAGCAGAGGCAGAAUAUGUGGAGAAGUUUGCCAAUCCCUUCCCUGCAGCUGUGAGAGGUAAACACACAAGCCCCUAAAUAUCACGUUGUUCUUGGAUCCCCACUGUGAACAACUCUGACAUUAACUGAGAAAAACUUGCACGCUCAGCUUUUUCUCCAGUAGUGCUGCACGAGCGGAUAGCUGUGAGAAUUAAAUGGUUACUCCAAGCAGCAGGACAACUUCAGUGAUUUUAAGAGUUCAUGGUGCCUAGAGUCUGUACGUGAAGCGUUUUUCAGUGAAAUUUUAUAAACCAGAAUAUAGAUAAUCUUUAUGAAAUAAUCAGACUGACUGAUGAAAUUCCAGCUCAUUUAAAAGAAAUACUGAGACAAAGGAAAUGCUUUGUCUCAGUAUUUUUCUUCCGUCUGACAAGGUGGCGGUACUGUCAUAACCAGUGGCGGCUGUAAGGAAAUUGAGCUGCUGUACAGCUAUAUAUGUGCAAGAGUACAGCACUGAUGUCCGCUCCCAACAGUUAAAGAGGAGCGAUAAGAAGUGGUUUGGGUUGGUAAAUCUCAUCUUUCCCUGCACUCCCAUGUUGAUGUCACUGUCUAAGUCUUUACUAAAUAUGUAAACACGCCAGACAGUGACAAAGCAACUUCAAACAAUUAAUCUUGUUGUUUUCUCUUCUUUUAAUCAGGGUUCGUUGAUGACAUCAUUCAGCCAUCCACCACCCGCUUGCGCAUAUGUCGAGACCUUGAAGUACUUGCCAGUAAGAAGCUGGUGAAUCCUUGGAAGAAACAUGCAAAUAUUCCUCUUUGAUUUACGAGUUGACAGAUUCAAAUACACAUUCCUGUAUGGGACAUUAUGGCUUCAAAAUUCAGAACUGAUUAGUUUGUGUCAAACUACAAUGAAACACUAUCAAAGAUAUAAGGCAUGGCCCCAUACUGGUAUGUUGGUAACAUAUCUGUAUGGUGUAUAAUGUGACCUUUUUGGAAUUCUAAAUAAAUUGGAGAUUGUGAGAAAAAAAAAAAAAAUUGGCAUAUUGAUCUCCUUUAACUUAAAGUUUGAGAAAUUUACAGCCUUCACUUUUACCUGUUUCCUCUUCCUCUGCUUUAUUUAUCUUUAAAACCUAAAACAAAGUAGUCCUUUCUUUGUCUUAUGAAUUUCCUAUACUUGACAAAUGUGACAAAAAGGUGGAGCUUAGUCCUUUGUCAAGCUAACUUUCCUACAAAACUCACCUAUCACAUCCUUCCUCUCUUGCCUUGUGGCAGUGCCACAAGAUUGUAAAAUUUAAGGUACUAAGGGGUGAAAGGUUGGCAAACAAACACUGAUUGUGAACAUUGAGGAGGGGGAAGGCAUAAAAAGAAAUGUAUAUAUUAUCGUGACAGAGCCAGUUUAGAGGUUUUAUUCCAGAGAUCAAGUGACCCAGCUUGGCAAAGAUCGACAGUGUUAUUUAAUGGUAAUGGCAAAAUAAGUUAUUUAACUCUAAAGGCCAAUUAAUCAUCUCCUAGGCCGGGCUUUUUUUGUUUGUUUAAAAUAGUUUUCAAACUUGCCUUUAUUGCAGCUUUGGUACAGUCUUCUC